Molecule: messenger RNA, 440 nt
Organism: Cutaneotrichosporon oleaginosum
Lineage: Eukaryota; Fungi; Basidiomycota; Tremellomycetes; Trichosporonales; Trichosporonaceae
Source: RefSeq, a predicted model, not a curated record
UCUGCAUUCAUACUGUCCAUUGAUCAUACUGGACGAGCCCGUGCACAGGAAAGACUCUAGCGACAGACGCCCUCGAUGCACGUUUGGCCGGGCCCGCACGAGCGGUUGCACGCGCCGCAACGGAAAUACUCAGUCAUGAGAUUAUGGCAUGUCGAGCCACAUCGCGUCAACCCGUCGCGGCACUCGCACCGGCCUCCACGGCACUCAUUGCCAAUGUGCGCACAGUAUCCACCACAUCGGCCACAGUUGUAGGCGUCCGUCUGAAGAUUGACGCACUCGGGCCGUCCGAAAGUGCUGCAGCUCGUCUCGCCUGCCGCACACGUAUCCGGCUUCGGACAGGCGGCACCCUUCACUCCCGCGGCUGGGAGUCAGAGGGAGUGUGUAUUGUACCCACAGAAGACUAGGGUUGAUAAAAGAGCCUGCGGAUCAUGGUGUUAUGA